Molecule: messenger RNA, 7884 nt
Organism: Strongylocentrotus purpuratus (purple sea urchin)
Lineage: Eukaryota; Metazoa; Echinodermata; Echinoidea; Camarodonta; Strongylocentrotidae
Gene: c2cd3
Product: C2 domain-containing protein 3
Exons: 47
Coding region: 28-7860 (2610 amino acids)
Biological process (GO): cilium assembly; centriole elongation
Cellular component (GO): centriole; centriolar satellite
Source: RefSeq, a predicted model, not a curated record
CAAGGAAAUAUCAUAAGAAUAUGCGCUAUGCCAGUGGCGAAGAAGAAAGGAAAAGCGUCGAAGUCUGGGAGGAGAUCUAAAAAGAGAGGUCCCAAGGAAGAUGUAAAGUCAUCUACCAGUCUCCCUCCUGCUGUAGAGGGUCCUCUCAGAUGCUUCCUCAGGGUAGCCAUCGCCAAGGUAACAUGGACCACACCCAAGCCUCCUGAUGCCACCUAUGUAAGGUUGAGAUGGUGGGGAGAAACGUCCAGUGGAACACUCUUCAGGCCUGUAGAUGGCAAGAACCAGGGAAAGGCAGAGAGCCAGACAGUAGCUCGAUUCCCUGUACGAUGUGGACCAAAGCAGUUUACAGCUUAUCUCAAUGAUAUGGGCAGUAUAAGUGUUGAUGUCCUCAGAGGUUCCUCCAUGGUUGUUGCAGGUAGAGCUCAAGUCAAUGAAAUCAGUGUUAUUUCACCACAGAAACCCAUCAGUGGGACAUAUCCAGUAUUCUCAGCGAAAGAUUCCCAGAAGAUUGCAGAGGUGCAUAUUUCAAUGAUGUUUGAACCUCUCAUAACAUCCUAUGAUAGCUCCAGCUCCAUGCUGACGACAGACGCUAGUAUGAGGGCGCCCUCUAGGGCCACUGAUCAGGACAGUGUCCGUUCUAAGACAUCUCAUCGCUCCACCUCGUCCCACGACUCCUCCAGAUCGGGCAAGAAGAAGAAGAAGAUAUUUCCUGGUUCCAGCUCCACUGAGGGGCCGCUUACAUCAGGCAAUUCAAAGGUUCACUCUGAUGCCAUGUCAAGAGAUUUUGAAUCUGAUUACAGCAAUGUGAUUGGUCACCCAUCAAAACCUUCAGCCCAGACUGGUCACAUGAUGUCAUUGGAUGCCAAACAAGACCCAUCGAGGAGACCCCUCUCCACCUUACCGAUCACAAGCAACACGAGAUCGCUACCUGCUCAGCAGAUGGGCAACACUGUCCCAGACAGACUAAACCCCGAUCUCAUCUCAGCCUUGCUUGAUAGAGGCAAGAAGCUGAGGGAUGCUAUGAUCAAAGAAGAGAUAGGCCACCACUCUUCAAGAGGGAGACCUCCUGUAAACCAGGGGACAGAAGAUGUGGGAAUGAGAGAAGUUGCUGAAGGACAGAGGAGAUACAGAAGGAGAGGCUCAUCUGGUGAGCUCUUCCGUGAGAUCCUUCAUGGAGAACGAGAUGAAGUCCCAGUAAGGGAUGACGAUCCCACAGUUACCCUUGGCAAACCAGAUGAUUAUGAUGAUGAUGAAGAUGCUGAUACAGAGAACAGAGCAGUUGAGCUCCUUGUGGGAGACGUGCUCAGUGCUAAGGAUCUCAAAAGCCUGAAAGCUCUACAUUCUGGGGUUUCCCCUCCAGCGAGCCUAUCUUCUCACAGUGAUGAUGUCUACAGCGAGGAUGAGGACCCUCUCCAUGACAACAGCAUCCUGGAAGAACUCUUCUACAAAGGAGUGGCAAGCAGCAGUGAUGAGAGCCUGGCUGAUCUAUUAGACUCAGAUUCAAGUGAUGAUGUGGAGACUCAUACCGUACAGAGGACCAAACAUGGCAAGACCCGGGAUACUGCAUCACCAAGACAAAAACAAGAGGAUGCUAGCAGCAAUGGUUACCUGGAUACCAAUACAGCAGAUGAUGCCAGCCCGAGGAGAUCCAGAGCUGAGAUGGAGGACGAGGAGGAGAGAGACCAAUUUAGCCAGUCUUUGAGCGAAUCUAGAACAUCAGGAUCACUAUCUCUCUCCUCGUCUCGUGAUGCAAGUUAUCAUCAUAGAGGUCACAGUGAGACUGACCCUGCCUCUGGCCUGAGUGUGGAGAGAUUGACGCUCCUAGGGCGUGUCCAUGUUGCUAGGGUAACCAUCAAUAAGCUCAAUCUCCGAUCAGAGCCAGCCAGUCGCAUCCCAGUUCGGACGGGGAAGGGAGUGGAUCAGAGAGGAUCAAGGGGGAUCAAGGGCAAACCUCCAAGACCAUUAACACAGAAAAAGAUAACCUAUUUUGUGGAGUACCAGUUCCCGGUGAGCGAGGCAUCCAGUGGGAGGAAUGGAGCAUCAUCUGGUUCCAUGGCAACAGAGCUGAUGAGAGUGGUCUCUAAGAAGGUUACCGGUAAAGAAGUAUCCUUUGGACAUCGGUCAGUGUUUCCGGUCCAGUUUGAUGGUCAAGCGGUAGACAGGUGGUGGAAGCAACUCCUUGUCUUCAAGGUCUUCUCUAAGGUUGCAGGAGAUAAACAUCCCACCAUUCUUGGAGUAGCCAGUAUCCCUCUGAGGUCACUCAUUCAGAGUUCAGACCUGGUGACCAUCUCUGAUCUACCGGUCAAGGAUAAGACUUCUCCAUCUAGGACUGCUGACCAGGACAGCAGUCAGAGAGGGAACAUGAUUGGUCUUAUUUCGGUGAGUAUGGAGCUUGCAUCAGACAGCAAGGAUUUCGCCUCGGCUUUAGCCAAAACCAGAGUGGCCGAGAUGCAGGGGACAAAGAUUGUACCCCUCCCCUCAUCGGACCCUAGAGCGGGGCUAGGUCAUCUCACAAGGCAGGCAUCACCUCCAUCAUCAUCAUCCAAGCAUGCUUUGCCAGGCAGACACCAGCAAAGGGAUGGAGAUCAGUCUAGGACGGUUGGGAGGUCAUCAGCUGUGAUUCAGUCUGGUCACUCAGGAGCAGACAUUGGCCAUUCAGAAGCAGAAACUACCCAAACCACCAAGACAAACAGGGAAACAACUCCAAAGCAUCAAGAUGGCUUUGAGGCCCUAACUCUCCAUUCUUUGCUGUAUGUAAGAGAAGGUCACCUUACCACCUCAUCUAUACCAGGAAACACUAUGCCUAGACCCCACCCUCAUCCUACUCUACAGUAUUCCUCAGGAGGAAGAGACAGAGUGGUGAAUAACACUUACUUGGUUGGUCGUAUGUUCUGGUUGGAUGAUGCAGCUAGGUCUGAUGUGUGUUGGGGUACCACUCAACCCGACUUUGACUUUGUGCAGGUAUCUCCAGUGCUUCUCACACAGUCGCUGCUUGAGAGAAUGAGGAAUAAUUUCACCGUGAUUGAAGUCUGGGAUAAGAAGACCUCUGCUCAACAUGACCAGUUACUUGGUAUUGCCAAGCUCCCCUUACAUCAGCUCUACAUGUCGUACAGAGAUCAGAGAAUCGGCAAGACAUUACUCAAGUCCCAGUAUCCUGUGGUGGCUGUAGACAAUGAAUUGCCUAUCACUGACCCUUUCACUGGUCAGCGAUGCGGACAGCUGACCAUACUAUUAGCUCUAGGAUCUCAGCAACAGGUUUCAGCAUUGCAGAGGUUGAAGUCCAUCAGACGAGAUGCUACCGAUGUACCAGAGAGACCAGUGCGCUAUGGAGAGAGAGCUCACGUUCAUUCUGCUGACCAAGAAGUGGAAGACUCGGGUGCAGUUGAGCAUGUGUUUGAGGUAGUGAUAGAGGGCAUCCAAGGCCUCCCUCAGCUGGAAGACUCUGUAUGGGGAGAAGCAGACUGCUUCAUUCAGUAUCACUUCCCUCAUCAACAACAGCAGCUACAGCAACAGCAGGAGUUUGGAGGACUGAUACAAGACAGUAGUCUAACCCUCAGACCUCACCGUACUCCCACCACACUGUGUGUACCUGACCCAGUAUUCAAUGAUGUUUGCAGACAUAGGGUUAUCUUAGUUCAAGGGACUCCAGUACAAAGAGAACUACUCACAGCCUGUGCAGGUGUCGGUGGACAUGCUGGAGGCAUUCCAUUUGAGGUCUGGUGUCGGUUCUACUACCCCAACGUCAGGGAUCAAGUCAUUGCUAAAGCUACCCUACCUUUAGCCAAGCUAUGCGCCAUGGUUACCAUGCAGAGGCGAGGCGAGCCGAGUGUUCAGACCUUCUCAUUGCCCCUACGAACUCAUCAAGAUGAUCAAGAGAGGGCAGCAGAGGAGUCUGGUCCUAAGCUUCGUGACAGUGGUCUACUCGAUGUAACCGUCAGCUACAGACAGACCGUGAUCCAACACAAGACCCAUCCAUCGAGGGAGAGAGGUGCUACUGGUGGAGGUCCUCAUGUAUCGCUGGCUCUUGCCAUUCACAGGGCCUGUGGGCUCAAGUCUGCAGCAACAUCCCUGGCUCGCCAUGACAACGGGAUGCAGUACCCAAGUCAGGUUGGAGUCAACUCGUACAUCAAGAUACAGCUAUCAUUCAUGGCCAAGGAUGAGAUGCGUGUGACAAGAACCAUUGCCAGGAGCUUCUGCCCAGAGUACAACCAUCAUGUAGAACUCCCAUGCCCCCUCCUCCUUGCACCAGGGGAGGGGGAGGAGGACGAUGAUGUGAUGAGUCUGGCUGAGGCCUUAGAGUCUGCUGAUCUCAUCCUGCAAGUGUGGCAUCAAGUACCUGGGUUUAGAACAGGUGAAAGUGAGAGACCCCAUCAAGUAGAAGACACCCUACCGAGGGGAGGAGGAGGUGGUAUGAUGGGUCACCGGGUCAUCGCCGAGACCGGAGACGUUCUGAUCGGCUCAGCUACAAUUCCUCUUGUGAAGCUGCUAGCAAAUAGAACAGGUCUUGAAGGCUGGUUCCCCAUCAGUCUACCACCGUUAGGGUGGGACACCGCACCCCUCCCAAGACAACAUGACCCACUGAGUGACACGCCCGAGCCCCACCCCAAGCUGCUUGACAGGGUGGCAGGAGGGGUGGAGCUGGCGGUCAAGUUUGGACACCAGGGUGACCGUGAGAGGGUCAUCGAUGCUGGCCGGAAGGUCGGAUGGAGUCCAGAUAGUCUGGUACUGGAGGAUGUGGAGCAGAUUUGGGAUGAAGGAGUCCAGGACCAAGGUUCAUCCAGUUCAUUAUCCUGUGAAGUGACCAUUGAUGUGGACGCUGCCUGGUUCCCUGUCCAGCCAUCACUCAGACCAGGUCAGACCCAGCUUGACCCUCACACCAAGGCUUACAUCAGAUAUAAGUUCUAUGACAAAGGUGCAGUGUGUUCCAAGCUAUGUUACCUAGACCAGACUGGAGAUGGCCAGCUGUGUGCAGAUCUCAAACAUUGUCAGGUCCUCCAUGCCAAUCAGUCUCAACCAUUUGCUUGGUACCUGCGUGAGGAGCAGCUAGAGGUACAGCUAUGGCUGAGCUACAACUCUGAGCUACCUGAGGAAAGCAAGGCCAGGCCUCGUCAUAGAGACAAGCUAAUUGGCUGCUCCUACAUCGACCUUUCACCCCUGUGUCAUCAGAGGGUCAAGAGACAUCGGGUCAGUGGUGUGUUCCCAUUGUUCAAGCCAGGCUGUGCUGAUAUGGGAGGGGCAUGUCUCAGAGCUCAUGUUACCAUGAGAGUCACAUCGGAGCAGAAGCCAGUCACAACUCAACAGGAUCAACGCAAGAGAGUACACGAUGAAGAGAGCUUGGAUGAAGAAACACUGCCUAGUGACAAAGCCAAGGAGGGUGAAGGAGUGAAGGAAGAGGAGGAGGAGAGACAGAAGAACCAACCCGUAUGGAUGACAGUGGUGGUGGAGAGAGCCAUGCGUCUGAGUGAUUUCACUGAUCCGUCAAGGGUUGAGUCCAUUGCCCCAAGCUCCUAUGUCACCUUCCAGUCGGCCGUUGGUCCCUCUCCUGCCGUCACUCCUACCGUACCAAGCUCUAACAAUCCUCAGUGGAAGUACACCAGAGAUGUGGCUAUCAGCCCUCAGCUACUUGAUAAUCAGAGUCUGAUUUUCAAGAUUUGGCACCAAAUCUCCAGCAAGCAAGAUUCAACUUGUGAUCGAGUGCUAGGUUUCAUAGCCGUAGAUCUAGGACCCUUACUAGCUGGCAUUAGGUCUCUGGAUGGUUGGUACAAUAUCAUGGACUUCUCUGGCCAGACCCUAGGACAGAUAAAGAUCUCCAUCACCCCAAAGGAAUCUCUAUCACCAUUGAGGCACUCUCCUAAACAAAGAGCAAUGUUGGGUUCACCCAACAGCUCUAACCUCUUCAGCCGAGCACCCCUCCCUCCUCCUCACUACCUCUCAUCAUCAUCCUCCUCAUCCAACCGGCCUGGUAGUAGUCUCCCGUCCACACGUCCAGCUGUCAGAAGUCUGAAUCACUUUGAGCAACAUCUUGAAGGAGUCAGGGAGUUCCAUGGCAAGCUACAAGACAGACUCAGAAGUCUGCAUAGAAUGGAGACUGACUCAGGGUCCUCAGAAGAUGGAUUCCAACACCCAGUCAUUCAGAAUCCUCCAGAGGUUGGAAUACAACAGAGCGACUUCCGAUCGCACCUCCUCUCAGAAAGGACCCCGUCAUCAUCAUACCUCUUGGAAACCUUCAGGAAAAACAUGGAAGAAUUAGAUGAGCUUCACCAGCGUCUCAAGACCAAACUCUCAGGAGGAGAGACACCGUCAUCAUCAUCAUUGCCUAACGCAGCAUCUCAUCACCAUGGUAACUCUGGUAGUGAUGCAGAAAGGAGACGGAUGUCUUCCGAUGAUGUGAAUGGUGAUGGAGGAGAGCAGGUAGGACACAAUGGACAGUAUGGAGCAGGGAACAUGGUGGUUGAUAACGGGGCGGUGCCUCAUGGUAAUGAGAAUAAUAAUCAACAGCAUCAUCAUCAUCAUCAUCAUGAUCUCCAACGACACGAUCAUCAAGAUCAUCUUGGAAGUGGUCAUAGGACUAUCCUCAGUGAUGGAGUAGAGAGAACUGAUGUGAGAGAGGAUGAUGAAAGAACUAGUAACUGGAGCACAGAAGGGGAUCCGUCAGAUGAAGCCUUGCGUGACUACACUGAUAGAGAUGGAGGCAGUCGUGGAGGUGAUAAAGAGGAUACCAGGAAUGGAAGAGUAAUGAUGGAUCCACAGUAUGAAAACAGCGGUAUGAAGAGAGAAGAUGUUGGUGGAGAAGAUGAGGAUGAUGAUGGAAGGCAUCAGUUCCUGGAGGAUGGUGCGAGGGGAGAUGAUGAAGACAGCAUGAUUUAUGUGAGGCCACUGAAUGACAUAUCAUGCCCGGCAUUCAGUAAUGGUGUCAAUGAUGAUGUCAUCAGCCCUCCAUCAUCCAGACCACCCCAUUACAUCCCAUCCUCUUCUCAUCGAUAUACAAGUGAACACCAUGACGAGGAUGAGCUACAUCAGCAUAGAGAUGAUAAAUUCAAACCGAGUGAUGGUAUUGACGAUGACUUGUUUGCAGGCACCGAUAGACUUGGUGGUAGAAUUGAUGCGGAGGAAUACCAAGGCUCAAACACCAUUCAUACCACGGAAGAUGGUUACCAUGCCAACCAAAUCAUUGAUUCAUUCAGAGACAUGGCCGAUGGGGGUCACGCACAACAUGAAGACGCCUUGCAGGGGUACAGAACCGACGGCCUGCAGAACUUAGCCACACCAAGUGACCAUACAAACAGUGCAUCAAGUCAUACAGACAGUGCGUCUAACGUGGUAAGGACUAGAUCAUCUACCGGUACCAGUGGUAGUGGACCCGAUGAUGAGUGUAGCAAUGUGGGGAUCAGAGGCAGUAGUCAAGACGAUGAUUGGAGCAAUGCGAGGGUUAGAGACGGUGAUCUUGACGAUGAUGAUGUUGUUGUAGAGGAUGGCAUCGUUUUGACAUUGAAUGCUCAAGAAGCUGAACUGCAGAGAAGGCAACUCGAGUUGAAGGAGGUAGAGAGAUCAGCAGCAGUCAGGCCAAAGGCGCAUAAUAAGAAUGCCAGUAGCACACUCCCAGAUUUCUUCUUGCCACCCACUGACCUUGAGGCAUCCAUGAGGGCGCUGUACAAUACUGUGUCCGGCCCACAGUCACACGAGCUGAGUGCCAGAGAUCAGGCAAAGUUUGAAGCUGCUCACGAGAUGGCACAGCGUCUCGGUUCAGGAGGUCAACAGAGGUCACAAGCUGCAAGUCGGACAACGCUGCCUUUCUCCUAUAAGCAACCUACUGCUGACCAGGCAAAGAGGAUUGCCAAGAUAUUCUCUGCUAAAUUCUAGGAAGUGAAGAGCUUUCAAGGAUAG